UAGUAGCAAGAACCCCUGAACAUUUCUCUUUACUACGAAGUUACCAUCACAAACGUUCAUCAACUUCAAACUUUCUUAUUAGUUUAUCAGGAGAUACAGAUACUAGCACUGAGUUAAUUAGCAGAAGAGAUGGAAAAGCUUUCUGCAGGGCUGAGCCACCUCUUCAUGACGGUCUUCCUUUACUGCUUCUCGGGAUUCAUGGUGAUUCCGGCUAUUACCGACGUAACCAUGUCUGCUGUUUGUCCUGGAAAAGAUGAAUGCUCCUUGGCCAUCUAUCUAACUGGAUUCCAACAAGCGAUAAUCGGACUGGGAUCGCUAGUGAUGAUGCCUCUGGUGGGGAAUCUAUCCGACAGAUAUGGGAGGAAAGUCAUGCUGACGGUCCCCAUGACUCUCUCCAUUUUUCCUCUUGCCGUAUUGGCGUACAGCAGGACAAAAGGAUUCUUCUAUGCGUACUGUGUUCUGAGAACACUAAUUUCCAUGGUCACUGAAGGAAGUGUACAGUGCCUUGCUCUUGCCUACGUGGCGGAUAAUGUACCAGAGAGCAAACGAGUUUCGAUAUUUGGAAUCUUGUCGGGGAUUGCUUCUUGUGCCUUUGUCUGCGGGAACCUCUCUACUCGUUUCCUUUCCACUUCUGCAGUUUUCCAGGUUGCUGCAGGAGGAACGGUAAUAUCUUUGGUGUACAUGAGAAUGUUCCUUCCGGAGUCCAUGUCGAGAUCUUCUAUUGUUUCAGAACAGGCAACGGAGACUGAUUCUCUAUUGGAAAAGUCUCCCAAAAAGACUUUGAAGCUCUUCAAGACGUUGCCUUCUUUGAAGGAUACGAUCAGCAUGUUAAGGACUAGCAAAACAUUUUCACAGGCGGCUGUUAUUUCGUUCUUCAGCACUGUUGCAGAAGUUGGUGCUCAUUCUUCUCUAUUGUACUACUUGAAGGCCCAAUUUCACUUUGACAAAGAUCAAUUUGCUGAUUUGAUGAUUAUUAAUGGGAUUGCGGGGACAGUGUCACAGCUAAUUUUCAUGCCCAUAUUAGCUGCUGCUGUUGGAGAAGCUAAGCUACUUUCAGUGGGGCUCUUUUUUAGCUGUCUGAAUAUGUUGCUUUACAGCAUUGCGUGGGCAUCCUGGGUUCCAUAUGCUGCAGCUGUACUCUCUCUGGUGGCUAUUUUUGCCAUGCCGUGUUUACGGAGCAUUGCAUCCAAAGAAAUUGGGCCCUGUGAACAGGGGAAGGCUCAAGGGUGCCUUACGGGCAUAUGCUCUUUCGCCCAGGUUGUUUGUCCAUUGGCUUUCAGUCCUUUGACAGCUUUGUUUCUUUCGGAAAGUGCGCCAUUUCAUUUUCCCGGAUUCAGCAUCUUGUGUGCUGCCUUUGCUGCGAUGAUAGCCUUUGCACAGAGUAUCGCAGUAAGGACUGCACAACCAGGUUGCAUUGUUGAGGAUUUCAACUCUGUGGAGCCUUAGCUUUACAGAAACUGAGCACAGUGGCUAAAUUAUAGAGCAACAACUGUCAUCUCUCGUUUCAAGUUUUACUAGCUGUAUUUUAAGGUAGAGCUGUGAUUUGAUGAGAAAGGAAAGGAAAGUGAACCAAAAAGACGUGUUUUCUGUCAUUUGGGAGUCUUUGAGGGGCAGAAAAGCAUAUGAUUUGGACGGAUGGGCUGGUGCUGCCAUGCUUCCUAUAAAAGUUUUUGGGUGGAAGGAAAGCUGAGAAUGCCUAAUAAAAUGUUUUCUGAAUAUCCAUUUUGUCUUCAAAUGCGUGUUGAACAAAUUUGUGUUGACAUCUAUAUGAAAAAUCAUCUCAUUUGUCAUUUCUUA
Messenger RNA from Coffea eugenioides, 1797 nucleotides. Its product is annotated as tetracycline resistance protein, class C. The transcript is spliced from 14 exons. Gene Ontology annotation, molecular function: transmembrane transporter activity. Lineage: Eukaryota; Viridiplantae; Streptophyta; Magnoliopsida; Gentianales; Rubiaceae. The coding region runs from base 130 to 1446 and encodes 438 amino acids. Gene Ontology annotation, biological process: transmembrane transport. The record is from RefSeq and is a predicted model, not a curated record.